Cinara cedri is the source of this 9244-nucleotide messenger RNA. The record is from the annotation of a GenBank genome assembly. Lineage: Eukaryota; Metazoa; Arthropoda; Insecta; Hemiptera; Aphididae.
CGAGAGUCAAAUGACUCGAAUAGCCAUUUUGUGUCCUAUACUUCCGAAUGCUGAAUAGAUUUCAGAGGUGUCUGAUGUUCGAAGUUUUAUAAUUUUAACAGUGUAUGUGACGAUUUUUUCGGACAAAUUUUCUAGCUUUACUCGUCAUACUGAGCAUUUCAUGUUAUAGUUGUCUUGUAACGAUAAUAAUUGUCAUAAAUAACGCACACAACAGAACAACACAAUGGCCUACAGAACUAGGUAACUAUGGAGUUGUUUAUUAGAAAUAAAUAUCUGUUGGUGUUAUUGAGCCAUUGCAAUAUUCUGUUUUGAAUUCCAUUGUUCCGUUUCCUUUUUCAAGCUCAUCCAAAUAAAUCCAACAUCCAAUAUUGUAUUCUAACAAUUUUUUACAAUUUAUUAAGAUUAUCCCUUUAACCUCUGCCUUUAGUUUAAUUUAUUAUAUUUGUUUUUCUCCAGUCGUGGUGGUUUUGGUAACUCUAGAGGUGGUGGAGGAAUAGGAGGAAAUCGUGGAAAUUCCUAUGGUUCAAAUUAUGCCGGUUCAAGAGGUAGUCGUGGUGGUAAUAACUACAAUGAUAAUUAUAGAAACCGAGGCGGUAACUCAUUUCGAGGAUCUCGUGGAAAUAAUAGAGGAAAUAAUGGAUCCUGGUCAAACAAUUCACUAUCAACUGGUGGUUAUGGCAAUAUGAAUCGAAAUAGUGGAUCUAACUGGUCUUCUCAAGGAGACUCUAGUUAUGAUUCAAGAAACCGCUAUUCUGGUAAAAUUUUAAACAAAUUAUUUAAGUACAUACUAACACUAGUUGAAUAAUAACAACAAUAAUUUCAUUAUUGAUAAUGUUUAAGAGGACGCCACACAAACAUCUUCUGUUCUGUCUUACAAACUCGAAACAUAGUAAAUUUGCGUUCAGUAAGACACAUUUUGUGCAGUUUUAAUAUUAAAGCAAAUUAACUUAUUACCAAACUUAAAGGUAAAAAGAUUAUAUAUGCCCUAGUGUUGAUGUUUGUUUAAAUAUUUUAAUUUCUAAGCAAUAUAAUCAUUAAAUUGUGAUAUUUACUAUACUCAUGUCUCAUUUAAAAAUAAAAAUAUCGAAAAAUUAUAAACUCCAAAACACUUCUACUUACAUAUAAUUUUGGCGAUAGGUCAAUUUGCUUUAAUAUUAAAAUUAACGGCACAAAAUGUAUCCUAAAGAACGCAAAUUUGCUAUGUCUCGCAUUUGUAAGAUGAAGACAAUAGAUGUAAUUGUGGUGUCCUCAAAAGAAAUAGCUAUUUUAGUGUCUGGCCCAUAUCUAACUAUUUAUGUGUCCUAUGCUCUGAAAUGUCAUAUUCUCGGUAUAUCUACCCAACUAUAAAUAAUCAUAAUGUAAACAUUUUUUCAUAUUUUCAAACAUAGACCUAUAAAUAUAAAAUAUUUAAAGAAGGUGUCUUAUCUGAAUUAUAAUUUAUUUAAAUAUAAUACACGGACAAUUUAAGGUGCUAUAAAAAAGAGUUGAAAGGUUGUAUAUCCAAAGGUUAUAUUCUUCAUUAGAAUAUCCAUAGAAUAGUUCUUUUACUGAAAUAGCUACUCCAUACUUAAAGUAUUAAAAGUGAUAUAGCUAGGUAUAAAUUAUUAUAAAAAUUGCUUAAGUAAUAAAAAAAUCAUUAGAAACUUGAUGUUAUUAUUAUAGGUCUAACAUUACUAUAGUUAAAAUGUUUUAUCUUAAAAAUUGUUAUUAUUAAGGGUUAUUCUAAAUCUUUUAGUGUUAAUAAUUAGUAAAAUAAUCACAUUACUAAUUUACUUAUUAAGACUGUAAUUAAGUGUUGUUUUUAUUAUAAUAGUUAAUUUUUUUUUAUUAUUGAUAAUUAUAAUUUUAGGUAAUAAUGAUCGAUAUUCAAAUAGUCAUAAUGAUGACUACAGGAGAUACAAAGAGGUAUGUAAAAUAAUAUUUAGUUAUUUAGUCUGCUUUCAUUUCACACUGUCAGAGAUAGCACCAAAAAAUAUUUUACUUAAAAUGUUUAAAAAAAAAAACAUUUUAGUAUAGUUAUUUAUAAAAAAAUAAAAUGUCUAAAAAUCAAUUUAAAUUUAAGUUGCUGUUAUUAUAUGUGGUUAAACAAAUUAAUCUAACAAUAUAUAUAUAUAUCAUUUUCAAAAUCUUAACAUUAGUAAAACUUCAAUAUCUAUUUAAUUACCUAAUAAUUUAAAGUUAAAAAUAUAUUAUUAUAAAGUAAAUUAUGACUUUCAUCCUUAAUUUUUCAAAAUUAAUUGUAUUAAAUUAAAAUACCAUUUUUUUAAAAGUGAUUAUCAUGACAUAGAGUGUCCGUCUUGUAUUUACCUCCGAUUACUAAUUCUUAUUUAAAAAUAUUGUUAGAAAAUCGUUUAUUGAAUACUAGUAUCACAUAAAAAAAAUUUAAAAAUGCUAUUAAAACAAUUCUAAGUAAUAUUACUUAUCAUACUUCUGAGUUUAUUGCAAUAAUGCUAAUAUUUGACAUUGAGGUUGUUGGAUUGGAUCUUCAAAAAUACUAUAUUGUAUAUGUUGAUACUACAAAUAAAUUAGUUCAAUUGAAGACUGCCACAAAGUAUUUAUUUUUGAUGCAAGAUUUUAUGAUGAUAAUAUCAAUAAAAAAUUUUUAGUGUUCAUGUUUAUUGAAAUUAUAAAUAAUUAUUGAUGAGUUUUGAAAUGAUACUUGUCAUGUUGUUCCAAACAUGUACAUUAUAUUUAUAUAUAUAUAUAUAUAUCCUCUAAAUAAAUAUGUAAAAUAAAAAGGUUAGAUUGACAUAUUGAUUGAAAAUUGCACGCAGGGUGGAAGAAACCACAGAGACUCAGACAUGGGUGGAUAUUCGAGUUCCGGUGAUGAUUUUGGCCGCUAUAGUGGUGGUGGCAGUUAUGUAGAAGACCGUAGCAGCAGAUCGUCCUAUGUCCCUGAUAAUAACUAUGGUGGAAGUAGCAGUUUCAGAGGCCGUGCCAGUUCACGUGACUACGGUUCUGAUUUCCGUAAGCCACUGCCUCCCAAUGAUGAUCGCUCUUCGCCUCCAUCUCCUAGAUAUUCUGGCCCGUCAAACAGAGGUAGAGGUACCAGAGGUUUCCGUGUUGUGGAUAGGCCUGGUAUGAGGGGUAGAUCUUCUGCCAGUGUAUCAUAUAGAGCAUCAUACGGCGGCAGUGCAGGACUCAUCAAACGCAAACGACUUGAACCCACAUCUAAUUGGCGUACGAAUCCAAUUCGUAAAGGAUAUGAUAUGGCCAAUAGAAGAAUACAUACAGUCAAAAGGUAAUUAAAUGGCGACUGUUAUGUUUAUGUGAAGCGUUACAAAAGAUGAUGAAAACAAUAAUAUCAUAUCUCAGUAAAUAAAAUAUAUACAUGUAUAACAAAAUUAUAAUACAACAUGAAAUCAAUUUAUAAACUAUAAGCCAUUGGGCAGAAUGAAAAAGUAUUAAACAAAUAUUACAUAUUAUGUUCAGAAAAUUUAAAUACAAUUAAUGGCCAGUAUAACUAAAAUUUAUUAAAGAUUAUUAUGUUCAAAAUUCCAAUUAUGUAUAUUGUACAAUGGAUAAUAUUUUAACAAGAAGUUUUUGAAUACACCAUAAAGUUUAAUUUGGAUAAUAAAACAUGAACUACAUAGAUAUUGUAGAAUUAUUCAUUACGACGCCAAUAUUAAAUCUCAACAAAAUUUAUUGAUAUAUUACAUAAUAUUUCACAUAAAUAGUGUAAUUGUAUUGCAUCGUACUCAUUGAAUUAAUGAAACAAAUUUGAUCGAAGAUGUAACUUAUGGAUGAUAUCCAGAUGAGAUAAAAAUAUCAAAACAUAACCUGAACACUAUAUAUUAUGUACUAAUCAACAAAUUAUUUUGAAAUUACUCGUAUAUAAUUAUUAUUAAGUAUUACAAAAAAAAAAAAUACAUAUAUAUUAGUAUACCGGGUACACACUAAAGUUAUUAUACUACUAUACAAAAGUAUAUAAUUAAUAUUACUGAUAUGAAAUAGAUUUGAAAUUUAAAUUCCUCUACGCUCGCAACUGAUUCUGCAAUACAAAAACUACAAGCGAUUUAUCAUUUUUUUUAAAAUUAUAUUAAAUAUCAACUAUUCUUGGUUUGUAAACUAGUAUUCAAUUAGCAAUUUUUAUGUUGUAUUAUUUUAUGAUAUAAAAUAAAUGCUUAUUAAAUGUAUUUUGCGUUUUGGUACUAGUUUUUACUUUGGUGUGCAUCCGGUUUUAUUUAAUGCCUUAAAUAAUAAUACAGAUUUUAGAUCUCAGUUUCUAAUUUGAAAUAAUAUUUUAUUUUUCAUAAAAUUAAGAACCCAUUGAUUAUUACUAAAAAAUUGAAAUUCUAAUUAAAUAUACUGUUCAUAUUUUUUAAAAAAAUAACAAUAUCAAUAAAUUAGACUUAUUUGUUAGUACUUACUCAUAGUUAUGAGCUGAAUUUUACCACCAAAAAUUACUACUUAGGUUUUUUUUUUUUUUUUUUUUAAAUUCCUUUAUUACAUUAUUUAUUUUAUUUUAAAAGUCAGUUUCUUCAUAAAACAUUAAAAUUAUUUGAUAUAGUUUGUGUGAAAUAAAAACUCAUUCAAACUGCAAUUAGUAUAUUAUAAUUCUGUUGCUAUUUACACCAACCAUGCUUUUAUAGUUUUGACCUAGCGUUCAAAAAUAUGUGAGUAUAUGUGUGCCAAUUUAGUGCAUUUUCAAUGUAGAUAAAUAAUUUCAAUGAUUUCUUAUUUCAAAUGAAAUAUCAACUAGUUUAAUGUUAUUGUUUAUUACUGUAGAUCAAGGAAUGGUAAUUAAAUAACAAUAAGUUACUCUAAGUUUUUAAAAAAAUAUGAUUAAAAAUUAAAUUGAAACCAAUGAUGUUUAACUAGCUAUAAUAAUGAUUUAAAUAUGUUUUAACAGAACUAGUAAUUUGAGAGAUCAUGAUGAUUAUCGUGCAAGAAAAAUCGCCGAAUUUAGAGAAAAAACCCGUGUAUGUGUAUAUAAAUUAAAUUAAGAAUAUUAUAAUUAAGAAAAUAUUUCUUAAAUAAUUAUACUUUUGUAUAUUUUUGUUAGCAACUACGUGAACAAGUAAGAACUCCAUCGGAUGAAGAAGAAGUAGAAGAGGAGGUAGAAGAAGAAGUAGAGGAGGAAGAAUCUGUGAAUGAUGAUGAUGAUGAUGAUGAUGAUGAAGAUGAAGAUGAAGAAAGAAUCGAAGAUGACACAGAAAAAAAAGACAAACCUCCCAAGAAGAAAAGAAAAGUUGUGAAAAAAGUUAUUAAAGUCAUUAAAAAAAAGGUGAAAAAACCAAAAUUGAAUGGUGAUUUAUCUAAAUCUGCUUCUGGAGAUAAAUCUUCAGUGAGUACUAAAUAAUAAUCAACAAAACUAAGUGAAUUUUGAAUUGUAUAAUUUAUUUAUAUUAUAGCCUCGAAAAAGUGAAAACAAUUUAUUGGAUUCUAGAGGAGAACCAUUUAUAAAAUUAGUGUGUCCACACUGUGAUGUUACUUGCAAAACAUUUAGGGUUGGUACUUUCUAUUGAGAUUUUAAAUGUUUUCAGAUUAUCUACUAAAUAUUAUUUAAUACUGAUAAUUAUAAACAUUUAGGAGUAUGAGAUACAUUUAUUAAAAAUUCGUCAUCGCACGGCAAUGUCAAAUUUGGCUCGCACACGAAAGCACGAACUAUUCAUGUUUCGUCAGGAUCAGCGUAAAGAACAAAAAGAAAUUGAUGAUAAAGCUUCUGAAGUAGAUCCAAAAACCGAGAUAAAUUAUUGCAAAUUGUGUCAAUUAAAUUUCAAACAACCCAAAAGUGAUCAUUUCAGCAGUGUGUUGCACAAGGUAAGUACAACUUUAAUUUAAGUUGUAAAAAAGGGUAUUUUCACAUAAGAUAUUUAUUACAGAAAAUCAAACAAUUUUUACAACCAGCUUGCGAUGUUUGUCAUUUGAUGUUUGCAUCACCAAUGCGCCACGAACAUCAUUUAUGCAGCACUAACCAUUUAAAGGUAUUUUAUUAAUUGAUAUCCAUGUAAUAAUUAUUUAUAGUGAUACAUUAUUUACUACAGAAAGUUGACGUAUAUGAACGUCGAUCAAAACGAAUGGCUGUUGUUGUUCCAAGUGCAGAUGAAGCCGAUGGUGAUGUAGAUAUGGACAACUUUAUGGUUUUGGACUCUGUUGGUUCUGGUGAUGGUUUGUUGUCAUAAUCAAUUUAUUAUUAGUUCAAAAGAUAUAUACAGGAUGAUUUUACUAACCAUGCUCACCUCAUUUUUUGUUUUUAUUAUUAAAUUUUAUAUACAUUCAAAUUCUGUUUUUUCAAAUUUUUAAUUGUAGUUAAAGCCAAUAUUUUUAAAUACUUAGAUUUUUCACAACAUUCACCAAAAAUCAGAAUUUGAAUAUGUGCAAAAUUUAACCAAAAAAUUGGGGUGAACACGCUUAGUGAAUAUCUCUGAAUAUAGUUUGUUAUAAAAUAUAUAAUUUAUGUAUUUUAGAUGAAGGAUCAGAUGAAGGCGAGAAUACUCAAGACAGUAAAGAUGAUGGAGAAAAGAAAAAAAAAUCUAAAUCUAAAAAAGAAAUAAACUUAGGUAAUUAUCACUUUUGUUUAAAAACAAUAACAUUUAUAUUACUAUUAUUAAAUUUGUAUAGUAAUAGUUGCUACAAUAAAUUUUCAGAUGUUAAUGAAUUAUAAAAGCUAAGUUACAAAUUUGAUGUAGUUGUGACUUAGUUAGCUAUCAUCAUUUAAUAUAUUUGUUUAUUAUGUCUAUUCUAAACUUUAUUAAAAAAAAAAAAUUAUAGUUGUAUUUUAAUAAUCCAAACUAACUUGUUUUUUCUUAUAUCAUGCAGGUAAAGAAUUUUGUAAAAAAGUAGAAGUUUAUUAUUGUGAAUUAUGUAAGUUUAAUUUGCCUCCACACGAUGAUAUUGAACAGCAGUUAAGUUUACACUGUCGUAACCGCGUACAUCUACAACGAUAUGUACAGCAUUGUGAAAAGACCAAGUCUCCAAGAGAAAAGCCAACUGAAAAAAUUAUUAAGCAGAGGACAGAAGAAACGAAAUCAGACAGUGAAUCUUCCAAUAAAGUAUGAAACUUAUAUUAACAUAUAUUUUAUAUUUUCAAAAUAUGGUUACCUCUGUAGCCACAUAUUAGUAAUCGUAACUACUUUAAAUUUUCCAUUAACUUUAUCACAUUAAAUAUAAUUAAACCUAACCUCUACACCCCUCCUUAUAAUAGGCACCCCGGUUGUCCAAUCACCUCUAACACAGGCCCUGAACCUAACAUAUUACUCCAUGUUAAAUAUUGUGAUAAAAUUCAUUGUAUUUCAUAUUCAAAUCAAGAGUUAAGAAUCACCGGGUGUAAUGUUACAUAUAAUAAAUUUUGUUGACUGUAAAAUUGAUACUCAUAUACCAAAUGUAGAACAUAAGAUAUAGGGAAACAUUUUUAUCAAUAUCUCAGUAGUUUAUUAGAAUUGUAUCAUGCAAUACAUAAUAUGGACCACCAGUCACCAACCACAUUAUUUAUUAGCAAUAUUCACAACAAUUGUAAUAUUGAUCACAAUUAACAUCUAAAAAUUAUUAAACCAGUCUCUUUGAAUGCCAGGCACUUCUUCUACCAUUGAGCUACCAUUUCCGCUGGUCUAACAUCACAGGUUUGGGCUAUUGUUGAAUUAUUUGUAUGUUUGAUUGAAGAAACAAUUUGGUGCACGGGGGGCCACCUCAAUUUUAUAUUUAAAUUAUUAAAUUUUAUUACAUGAUUUAAUUAGUUAAAAUUAAGUUAGGUUAUGCAUGAUAACUGUCAUGCAGUUACUACUUAAUAUUUUCCAUCCCUGGGUUAUUUACAGUAAGUAAAUAUGAUAUAAUACUCAACUAUUGAUUCAGAAGAUAGUAGAAAAUAUAAAUUUUUUAUUCACAUAUACUAAUGCAGUUUAUAAAAUUCUACACUUUUAGGGUGUUGGAAAUGAAGAAAAAAAUGAUGCUUCAGAUGUCGGUGACGAUUCUAGUGUAAACAUUCAACAAGAAGAAGAUAUGAAAAAUGAUUUCGAUUGGAGUUCAUUGGAUAAUGUUAUAGAGAGUGGCCAAAGUAAAGAUAACUCGGAUAAUGAAAAGUCUGGAGAACCAGAAUCAUCUAAAUAAAAAUAUUAAAACCAUGGGUAUGCAAAAUACCCUCCUGUCAUUUGACAUUGGAAAAUAAUUAGCCAUUAGUUUUUCUGUUGGAAAUGUAUCUAUUGUUUCCUUUUAAAUAAUUUGUGGUUUGUUUUUUUUUUACUUUUUUUUUAAAAUCUAAAUAUGAUGCUAAUCGGUAAUCAAUGAUAUUAAUAAUGCUAAAUAUAGGUUAAUUACAACUAUUUUUAAGUUUCGCAUAAUAGUAAAAAUCAAUUCUUUUUCCCAAUAUAUUCAUCAGUAUUUAUUACUUAUGUUAAAUAAUUAGGUAGGUACUAUGAUUACAUAGCACAAAAUAAAGUUAAGAUUUUAUAAUGGACCUAAAUUAUCUAAAUUGUUCACAUACAAUUUCAAAAUGCGUUUUAAUACUAAUUAAUUUGUUUCUUUAUAUUGACAAAAAAAAAAUUGUGGAAGUAUUUAAACCAUACUUAAAUUUAAACUUAUAACCGUGAUAAAAUUGAUUGUUCAAUAGUAUAAAUGGUUUAUUUUUUAACUUAUAAAUGUAAAAAACAUAUUUUAUUAAUAAAACAAAUCAAUUUAAUUUUUAAAUAGUCUAUGAUUAUUAUGAAUUUAUAUGUAGUAAAUAUUUUUUUAAAUAUUAAAUUGUUUCAUUAUUUAAAUUUAUAUUUAUUAGUCUUUUAUACUAUUAUAGUUUAUCUUUAAAACCCAAGUGUAAAAGAAAAUGUUCGAAUGAUACGAAUAAUUUUAUGGAUAAUUAUAAAUAUAAAGUAAUAUUGAAGACUCCUUUUUUUUGACAGCUCAAUUUCCUUAAUAUCAUUUAAGCUUUACUAUAAAUUGUAAUGUUAACAUUUAUAAGCAAAUGAUGUGAAUAUAAUCAAUUAUUUGAGUCAUGUACUUUUAUGAUUUUUUUUUCUUUUUUAUCAAUUUUAGUAUUAAAAUAGUAGAAAACAAAUUUUACUUGAUAUUGCUUAGACAUGUUUUAUAUUUUUAAAAUAUGUAUCUAAAAAGCAAUUUAUUAGUUUAUUAAAGAUCAGGUCAACAGUUUUAAAAAACAUUUAACUUUUAAAGUUAAUAUUAAAGUAAGUAAUACAUAUUUUACUAUAUUUAAGACACUUCAUCUUCAUUUAAUAGUAAAUUAGGAAUGCCAGAUGAUAUUGGAAAUAUUCUUUCAGUUUCUGGGCAUAUAAGUUCACCAUUAAUAACUUCUACC